Messenger RNA from Diabrotica balteata, 318 nucleotides. Lineage: Eukaryota; Metazoa; Arthropoda; Insecta; Coleoptera; Chrysomelidae. The record is from the annotation of a GenBank genome assembly.
AUGACUGUGGAUUUAACACUGACAGUCUCUGCUGUUGUCACUGAUAAAUCAGCAAAUAUGGUGAAAGUAGUGGAAAUUGCUGUUGGAAAAACAGAAGUACCUCCCUUGUUUUGCCCACACACUAAAUUACAAAAUAUGCUAUUAAAAAUAAAAGCCAUUGUGACCUAUUUUAAGCAUAAUUGUGUGGAAAGUGAUGAGUUACGAAAUGCAGUGAGAGGUGAAGCCGAAACAAAACUCAUACAAGAUGUGUCUACUCGGUGGAACAGUACAUACUAUAUGACUUCAGAGAUUUUUGGAGCUGAAAAAUUCGGCAAGUGA